Messenger RNA from Aureobasidium subglaciale EXF-2481, 1806 nucleotides. RefSeq lists its product as uncharacterized. The transcript is spliced from 3 exons. Lineage: Eukaryota; Fungi; Ascomycota; Dothideomycetes; Dothideales; Saccotheciaceae. The coding region runs from base 385 to 1569 and encodes 394 amino acids. Gene Ontology annotation, cellular component: trans-Golgi network; Golgi apparatus; endosome. Gene Ontology annotation, molecular function: antiporter activity. The record is from RefSeq and is a predicted model, not a curated record.
GGUAAGCACGAGGUAAGACGUUUAAGGUCAUCAGCCAUUUCCCUUCGUAUCGCCUAGAUAGGAAAACUCUAUGCGGGUGAGUGAAUAAUCCCUCCCACAAGCAAAAAGGUAAGGGAGACCGAUCAAAAAGCCACUGUGGUCCACCCCUCCAAAAAGCUUCUCGUAUUGCCCUUCCUUUCCCCUUGCUUCCUGAUAUUGUGCGGCUCUGGUAAUGUUAUAAUUUGGACCUGAACCUUGCUCUUCGAAAUCGAGUCCUCUCCACAUCUCUCACUCUUUCGCUCUUUCUUCUACAACACAUCCAAAAGCAACAACUUUCGUGCGACGCAAUAUUCUUUGUUUACGCUUCUGGCCAAGAACCAAAAGUGGAAGUGCAACGCAAGGGACAUGGGCCAGGAUCUGUUGAACGAGAAGACGGAGCAGAACGCGCCACUGCUAUUACCAGACGAAUAUGAACAAGACGUCAGUGACAGUGAAAGUCUACACAACGAGGAAAUGGCAGUAGAAGCGUCAAAAGUAUCAUCACUGCAUCCUGCAUUCUUCAUAGCAUUAUGGAUUGGCAUGAGCUCUCUAGUCAUUCUCUUCAACAAAUGGAUCCUCGACAGUGCAAAGUUUAGAUAUCCCAUCUUUCUUACAGCAUGGCAUAUGUUUUCGUCGGCGUUGGUUACACAGAUCAUGGCUCGCUGGACUGGAUAUCUCGAUUCAAGACAUGCGGUCCCUAUGACGAAACGAACCUACAUUCGCGCUAUUCUCCCUAUUGGUCUAUUAUUCUCUCUUUCUCUGGUCUGCGGCAACGUCACCUAUCUCUACCUUAACGUCAGCUUUGUCCAGAUGCUCAAGGCCGCAGCUCCUAUUGCCGUAUUACUCGCAACCUGGAUGUUCCGCCUCCAAGAACCCUCUUUAUCCGCUUUCGGAAACAUUUGCAUCAUUGUGGUUGGUGUAGUCAUUGCAUCUCUCGGUGAAGUCAAGUUCAACGGCCUGGGAGUCGCGUACCAAAUGAUGGGCAUUGUGUUUGAAGCCACCAGACUGGUCAUGAUUCAACGACUUUUGUCUGCAGAAUUCAAGAUGGAUCCUCUGGUCUCGCUAUACUAUUUCGCACCCGUCUGUGCUAUCACAAACGGUAUUCUUGCACUGGUAUUUGAGGCACCGCAGAUGACUUGGGGAGACUUUGAGCGUGUGGGCCUAUUCACUCUGCUCCUAAACGCAGCAGCGGCCUUCCUCUUGAACUUUGCCUCUUUGCUUUUGAUUGGCAAAACCUCCUCUCUCGUCCUCACCCUCUCUGGCGUAUUCAAAAACAUCAUGAUCGUCUUUGCCUCCAUGCUCUUCUUCCACGACCCAGUUUCUGGAAUCCAAUUCUUCGGCUUCUCAGUCGCAUUGGGAGGACUCGCAUACUAUCAACUUGGUGGUGCACCGGCAGUACGCGGCUUUUACGGACAAGCAGUUACCAAAUUCUCGGAUUAUAGGAGACCGAGUGAGGCGGAUCCUGUUUCUGCUGUUGAAGCGCAGGAAAUGAGUCCCACGAGAAAGAGCAGUGAAGAGGUUCCUCAGGAGUUGGGGGUUAAGAAUGCUUGAUUGUGGUGGAUACACUUGAGAGCAGUUUUUUCUGUAUAUAAUGUUUAGAAUUCCUUGAAGAGGUUGUAAGUGUCUGAAUGUGUGUGAUGGUGUGAUAUUGCACCUUUGAUCCCCUUUUCCUGGUGCCCAUAUCAAGACAUCUCAGCCGAGCAAAUCCGUUCCAAAAACAACAUAUCGUUAUCAUUAGAGGCUGAGAUCCGCCUCCAAAAAAAGGGAGAGUUACGAAAACAGCUUCAA